GAGCUUGAAUCCAAACACCUUCAUCACCGUUCACGAACCCAAACGCCUCAUACCCAGAAUACCCAGAUGGCUUCUCCUUCUCCGUAAUGGCUACUUUUUUCUUCUCAUACGGUCAGAGCAGGAGGAGACCUCAAGAUUGACCUGACUCUCUCUGGUUUUGUGGUGAAGAAGGACUUGUUCAUCGCUUUGUUGCUUCAGCGAAUGGACUGCGACAACGACAAAAGUGCGCAAUGGGGUUGGCAAAAGGAUAGUUAUUUCCAAAAGGAUCCAAAUUACGUCAUGUCUGAAGGUCUUUGGAAUGGAGUGGCUCAGAAUGAAGAAGAUAUUUCUUAUAUGUUUGAUGAGGAAACAACCCCAGUUAAGGCCUGCAUGGAUUUGGAAUACCAUGUUGACCAUAAAGAUACUAUGAACAAGGAAGUUGAAGAAUGUAGGGAGUCCUUUUCACAAAUGAAGAGGCGCCGGAUGCUACAGUUUACCAAUGAUGACUUUGAUAACUCCCUUCUCUAUGAUGAGAUUUCUUCCAUCUUCCUUAAAUUAAAUGUUCAUUUGCAAUAUCCCUCUACAUUGGAUUGUCAUACUAAAAGCAUUUUAUAA
Messenger RNA from Humulus lupulus (European hop), 594 nucleotides. Its product is annotated as protein XRI1-like. Gene Ontology annotation, biological process: female meiotic nuclear division; male meiotic nuclear division. The transcript is spliced from 4 exons. NCBI's taxonomy places the organism in Eukaryota, Viridiplantae, Streptophyta, Magnoliopsida, Rosales, Cannabaceae. The record is from RefSeq and is a predicted model, not a curated record. Bases 202 to 594 code for a protein of 130 amino acids.